AAAUACAUACGUUAUAUACAUAUACUAUAUACGGUAGUGACUUAAGGUAUACAAAGAAGGAGCCGCUGCUCCACAGAAAAUAAAAGCUACUUUAAGAUUCCUAUCAUAAAACAGAAACCAAAGCUACGAUGUCGUACUAUAUAUACUUACAACAAAUCAUAUCAACCACCAACACAUGCAAUUAAGUAUAAUGUGUGUUGAUGUUAUUAUACUACCAAUUCUCAAGUAGGUGCAUGGCUGUAUAAACACACAAAGUAAACCGUAAUGCUAUAAACACGAAAGUGUAAGUGGAAUAAUUAUAGUUAUAUGGAGGUGGCCCAGAACUAACAUUCGGGAAAGUAUAAAGGCAUGCAAUCCAAUUAAAUCCAAUACAAGAGUUAAUCUACAACUUUACUGGUUUUGAGAUCAACGUACAAUGCAAUUGCUACUAUUUGCUGUUGUGCUGGCUGUAACACAUCAAGGACACUGCUUUACAGACUUCAGACAAGACUGGGACAAUAUUUUGUAUGUCAGAUCAGACAAUGGAUUGAACACGAUAUGCCCAAGGCAACCAUGUGAGACACUGGACCAUUACGCAAACGUAAGUCAUUUGAACAACACAAAGUUCAUGUUCAUGCCAGGAUUGCACACUCUCAGUAAAAACUUUCGCAUUGACUCUCUCAUGAAUAUUGAACUCGAUAGUAUGAAGGAUAGCAGAAAUGAGACAGAGAUUGUAAAAAUUCAGUGUUAUAAAGCAGCAGGAUUUAUGUUUAAAAACGUAAACUUUAUCACUAUCAAAAAUCUGCAAAUCUCUGCAUGUGGUCAAAAUAUACCAGUUAGUACUUACAGCGAAUUAGGGCACUUUCAAGCGGCAGUUGCUCUUAAGGAUGUAACUGCUCUAACAAUGCAAUCGAUAACCAUUCGCGACAGUAAUGGAUACGGGAUAGCUGCUGAGGGACUGUAUGGAUACUCAAUAAUGGAGGACUGCCUACUGGUGAACAACACUGGUAGCGAAAAAUUCUUUGGGGGUAAUUUUGUACUAAAAUACUACGAAGAUUUUCCAAGUAUUGACACAAACGAGCGGAUUUAUGUGAGAAUUAUGAGAUGUAAAUUUUUGAAUGGAAGUGCACAACAUAUCAAACAUGACUCAUAUACCAAACGUCAAACCAAAGCAACUGGCAUAUCUUUGUUUCUUUCGUGCACAAAUGUUACUAUUCACAUGUCAGAGGUGCAACUAAAAUACAAUAAAGCAUACAGCUUUUCCAGUAAAGGAGGAAACCUUUUCAUUCUGCUCGGAAACGCCAAACAAUAUACGAGCAAUACGGUCAUUGUGGAGAAUAGUAACGUUGUCAAGGGAACAGCAGUUAUGGGUGGAGGAGCAUACGUUACUUUCAAGCAGCCUCCCCAAGAACCUGACAACAUAACAGUUGCAUGCGAAAACUAUGUUAGUUUUAGAAAUGUAAACUUUACUAGUAACAGUGGUAAAGUUAGAGGAGGUGCUCUGUACAUAUUGUUUGAAACAGCGAGCAUGUACAAGUCUUGUCCUAAAGGAACUGUUGAAAUAGACGGCUGUUACUUUGUAGACAAUAUUUUAAAUGCUUCCGAAGCAGACAGUGGUCUAGCUAUCAACAUAUAUUGCUAUCUGAUUAACGGAGUGGAAGCAACAUCUCUUCCUUUCAAUACAGUUAUCAUUGCUCGAAGUCACUUUCUGAGAAACAAACUUUUAACGCAGACAGAAAAUAGUCAAGAUCUAAUUUCCGGAGGAGCUACUGUCUUCAUUAGUAAACAGAGAAGACAAACAUUAUCAAUGACUCUAGCUUUGUAAAUAACAGCAUAACGGCCAUUUCUGCUUUCAGGUCAAAUAUUGUGUUCAGUGGCAUUGUGACCAUAACAAAUAAUACAGGCCUUGAUGGUGGGGGCCUAGUUCUCUGUCAAAGUUCGUACAUUUUGUUCAGCCCAAAUACCACUUUGACAUUUGAAAAUAACAAAGCUAUUUUAUCUGGAGGAGGCAUAUACGCAGAAGAUCAGUGCUUACAAUCUAAGCCACUGUGUUUUUAUCAAGUGCACAUUGCUAGCAAUUCGUUACCUAAACCUCAAAAGAAGCAAAUAUUGGACACCAUUCAUGUGGUAAUGAUCAACAACACUGCUGGAUACGCUGGAAGUCAGAUAUUUGGAGGGUUUAUGGAUAAAUGCCAUACAACAUUUGGCAUCAAUAGUACGCUAGUUUACAAAAAAAUUUUUAAUGAAGUUUCAUGGCAAUGGAACAAAUCUAAUCUCUCCUAUGUGACCUCAUUUCCAAAACAUAUUUGCUUUUGUGCAGGAAAAAAAAUUAAUUGUGAAAAAAACAACAGAAGUAUCCAUCAAACCAUAUAUCCAGGUCAAUUGUUCGAUGUGUCUCUUGUUGCUGUGGGACAAUUUAACAAUCCUGUUCCAGCUACUAUCUUGAUCUUGGCCAACAUCUCAAGAGGGAAACCUUACCAUCAUACUAUCAAAGCUGAAUGCAGUACCAUAACACUGACAUCAGGACAAAAUACUACUACAAGAGAGGGAAAAGUAGUAAUUCUCAUACAAUCAGACUCUGGUGCCCUAGGAGGAACUUACUCACGAUCGAUAAACAUAACAUAUCGAAACUGUCCAUUGGGAACUGUAAUAAAUAAAACAACUGGCUUUUGUUAUUGGUCUUCCGAAGACAGUACUUAUAACGCUAGUGACCAAACUAUUCAAAAACCAGGCUUAACAUGGAUAGGUUACCAUAACGAUACUGAUACUGACUCCAAAAUUGGAAAUGGUUUCAUAAAGUUUUCAUACUGUCCACAGCUGUAUUGUGACUAUAAUGUAAUAUCUAUAAACAUCAGUGAAACAUUCGAUCCAGAUCAGCAAUGUCGAAGAGACAGAACCGGAAUUUUAUGUGGAGCGUGUAGGACGCCAUACAGCUCAGCCAUAAGUUCAACCAAGUGUGUCCAGUGUUCAGACCAUAGUAUUACAUACCGGCUUCUCCUUCUGCUAGGCCCUCUAGUGGUUGCAGUUCUAGCUCUGCUCUUCAUGCUUUGGUGUAAUGUGACCAUCACAGACGGAACAAUAAAUGGAUUCCUAUUCUACACUAGUAUGUUUCAUGUUAGCGAGGAAUUAUUCUUACAUCCUUUGCAAUGGUCUUCUGCCUUAUCCAGCCUGGUGGCUUGGUUCAACUUGUAUAUAGGCAUGAGUGUGUGCUUUUACAAUGGUUUCGAUGUUUUUGGACAAGUCAUCUUGAAUUUGUUUGUACCUCUAUUUGUUUGGAUAGGAUUAGGACUACUAAUUAUUAUUAGCUCAAAAUCAAGUCGGAUUACUCGAUUUGUUGGUAAGAAUGCUGUGAAAGUGCUGGCUACAAUCAUACUACUUUCCUACACCACAAUUCUUCAAGCUGAAGUGGCUGUGUUUUCCUGCUCAACGAUACAAUAUCCUAAUGUUGUAUCUAUUAAUUGUCUUCACUUUGACAUAGAUAAAUAUUCUUGGGGUAGAAUAGAACACACCGAGCACAGUACAGAACCUUCUUAUAUAUACAAAGCUAAAGUAACUUCUAGAAGUUUCCACUAAGUACAAAGUACAGUUCCAAUUCUAGCUAGAUUGUUCUAGAUCAUUACAGAUACAUUACAGCUACUUCUAGAUAGUUCCGGUGGAUACUACACCUAACAAUACCAGUAAGCAACACUGGUUACCCGACGGUAAUGUAUUGUGUUGGCAAGGGAAGCACCUAGCUCUGGUGGUGAUUGGUGUUUUGUUUGGAAUAGCUACUGUUCUGUAUACUAUAAUGCUCCUUUAUUCAACCAUUGCAAAGAUAUUCUCAUGUGAGGGGACUGAGAUGGGUGGCUAAACUAAAGCCAUUUUUGACGCUUACACUAGCCCUCAUGUGAUCAAGCAUCGCUAUCGAUUCUGGACUGGGCUGUUACUCUUAUUUAGAAUGAUUAGUAGUAUUUGGUUUGCUGUUACCUCAAAGAACAACGAGUACAAGGACUAUGGGGUAGCAUUGACAGUAAUAUGCAUCCUUAUUUUGAGUAUUAUUGUUUUUCUUGGAGGAAUCUACAAACAACAGUGGUUGAAUAUUCUUAAUGCUUCGUUUUACACAAAUCUAACCAUUUUGUCAUUUUUUUCAUUUUAUUCGGCUACAAGACAACCUGAAUUUAGUGGAAGAGGCAACGAAACACAAAUCACUGCCACUUACACUUCACUAGUCAUAGCCUUUGUGACGUUUCUGUUCAUUCUCGCCUACCAUGUGUACAAACGUCUGAAAGAGACCAGUCUGCUCGCUCGCUGUGUGGGAAGUAUUCAGGGGACUCGAUGUUGGAGAGCAGCUGUCGAACACUGGAACAGAGGCAGGAUACAAUACGUAAGGCUGCCCCAAGAAGACCCUCAGGUUCAAGAAAUGAACAAUGAUUUCAAUGGCGAAAGACAGCUCGACGAGAAUUAUAACUGGGAGAGAGAGCUAGAUGUACAAGACAGAGAGCUCAAUUCUGAAGAUGAUCAUGUUCCAAAACCUGAUUCACAAGAAGAAAGCUGCGAGCCAAGAUCAAGUGAAGAAACCAAUUAAAGUUUAUUUAGAUACAUUGUAGCUAUCCAUACACACUUGUGUGAAAUACUGCAUUAGACAUAAAAAACAGAAAGUACUUACUAGUAUAAACAUUUCAUAAUGUAAAUGAUACACAUUGCAACAACAUUGCAAAGUGCAUAUACUUGACAAUGACUAAUAAUUAUAUUGAAAGAUAUGCCAAACUAUAAUAUUAUUGUGCCUAAAAGUCCACAAACAAAGAUGCUGUACAAACAUGUAUGUUUUACUUCACUAGUGGUCAUGGUUGAUUGCACUUCAAGUUUUAACUUCUGCCAACCAACUUGAAAUCCUCUGUAUUGCAGGUUCCAUUAUUAGAUCAAACAUGUUAUCAGUCACACAUGUACAGAGCACUUAGCACAUUACAAACAAGGAGUGUGGUUAAGAUGUUAGUGAAUCCGCAAAAAAGGAUCGCAAUACUAUUCAGAUUAAGACCAGGAAGACGCUCCAUCCCCUCAUCUGCUCUUGACCGUAUACAUGUAUAUAGGGUGUAAAUUUGGCGAGGAAAUGAAGGUAGAGAUCACACACAAAAAUAACUUUACCAACGUGUUAGGAAUGCGCAUAAUAAUAUACAUGUACUUCAAUGCUCUGUACACUUUAAUGCUCCCUUUUAUUCAACCGCGCGCUACAAAUAUUUUCAUGUGAGAGGACGAAGAUGAGUGGCAAACUAAAGCCAUUUUUUACGCUUACACUAGCCCACAUUUGAUUAAACAUCACUAUCGAUUCUGGACUGGACUGUAUACUCUUAUUUAGAAUGAUUUGGUUUGCUAUGACCUCCAAGAAUAAUGAGUACAAAUACUAUGGGGUAGCAUUGACAGUAAUGCAUCCUAAUUUUUACUUUCUUGUGGGAAUCUAUACCAAAAAUGUGGUUGAAUAUUCUUAAUGCUUUGUUUUACACAAAUCUAUAUAGUUAUAGUUAACCAUUUUGUCAUUUUUCUCUUUCCGUUCAACUACAAAACAACCUGAAUUUAGUGGACAAGGCAAUAAUACACAAUUCACUGCCACCUACACUUAACUAUAGUCACAGCCUUUGACAUUUCUUUUCAUUAUCUCCUAUCACGUGUAUAGAUGUACAAGAGAGAGAGCAUUCUGAAGAUAAUCAUGUCCACAACAUCUGAUUCACGAGGAGAAAACAGUGAGCCAAGAUCAAGUGAAGAUACCAACUGAGAAACUAAAGAUACAUUGUAGCUAUAUCUAGAGAGUGUAGACACAUUUGUGUCAAGUACUGCAUUAUAGAAAUAGAAAUAGAAAACAAAAUGUACUUACAAGUAUAUACAUAAUGUAAAU
Molecule: messenger RNA, 5845 nt
Organism: Halichondria panicea
Lineage: Eukaryota; Metazoa; Porifera; Demospongiae; Suberitida; Halichondriidae
Exons: 1
Coding region: 416-1804 (462 amino acids)
Source: RefSeq, a predicted model, not a curated record